This is a messenger RNA of Alosa sapidissima (American shad), 2650 nucleotides long. RefSeq names its product flocculation protein FLO11-like. NCBI's taxonomy places the organism in Eukaryota, Metazoa, Chordata, Actinopteri, Clupeiformes, Clupeidae. The coding region runs from base 464 to 2650 and encodes 728 amino acids. The transcript is spliced from 2 exons. The record is from RefSeq and is a predicted model, not a curated record.
GCAAAAUAUGAGCUCCUCAUAAACAUGUACUAAACUACUGGUUAAGAGACUAGUCUAAAGAACUAAAGUUAUAAAAAUGAAGAUGAAGCCUAUAGGAACGCGGUGAGCAAGUUUUUUUCAAGAAACUCCCUUUGGAUUUUAUCACAUCUCUGAAAGAAGAAAUCUGGCUCUGUUUUGGCUAACUUUUCACUAAGAAGCUAUCAAAGAAACUACCAAAAGGAAUAUACAAAGAAAUAUACUGAAUACUAACAACUGUCAACACAAGGAGACACCCCCGAGAAGGGCUCUGACAGGAUCACCACUGGACAUUAAAAGAACAUAAUUUGGAGGAAAGAAAACUAGGAGGUAAGCCAAAAAAUCAAGAUUGUUAAAGUUAGCAGCUAAUAGGAUAUCUAACUCAUAAAAGCUGCAGGCAGAGUUGUCAGUAGUGUGUGUCACUGUCAACAUUCCAUGACAGUUGAAAAUGGCUACAUUGAAGGGGCGGAGCUUCAGUAGCCCUGCUGUCAGCUACCCAGCCACAGUCAACAGUGAGACCCAGAGAAAGAAAUACAAGGAGCAGCUACUAAGAGACUCACCAGAAACCUUAGUAACAGACUUUAUGGUCCUAAAUGGCAAGGAAACAAAGGUAGAUCUGGUGUUCUUUACUAGCCAUCCAGAAGCAUGGCACCAGACCCUUAGUUCCUACAACAAAGCGUUCAAAAUGGCUGGGAACAAAGCAAUGAGGCAACUCUAUUUGGAUUCUAAGCCCAAAUUCAACAUCAACAUAUACAACAAUGGAACAGUAAUGAUUCAGGGGUCAGAGACAGGCCUAGAUCAAUUUGAAAGAGACUUUUCAAAGCUUAAAGCCCGGGUAGAGAAAGUCAAGCCCACUGUCCCCUCUGCUGCAGCAGCAGAGACCACAAGACCCACUCCCCCUCCCCCUGCUCCUUCUGGCUCCACCACGGCCCCUCCCUCUGCCCCCUCUCCACCCGCGGCCACUCUCCCUCACUCUCCUCAAACACCCAGGACAGUGUCAGUGCAGAGGAUCCAGGAGUGCCUGUCAUUUGUAGAGAUGGAAAUUGCUGAAUUCAAGGAAAGUCAGCUGAUGGACAGUGACACUACCAAACAGCUAAUGGAGGAAUUUAAAACAUUUAAAAAGGAAAAUGAACUCAAAAUAAAAAACCUUGAACUAGAAAUGAACAACUUAAAGGAACAAAUCAACAGCCUAAACACUGAAUUGAUAUUAGUAAAAAUUUCCUUAGAACAGAAAAGCAACAUUAUUCAGAGCCUUACUGAACAGCUUUCCAGCCUAACCACCAACUCAACAACGUUAGAGAGCAACCCAGACACCAGCAGGAACAGAAUCUCAGCAGAUGAGCACACCCUCACCACCAAGCCCACUUUACCUGCUUCUUCAACCCAACAGUCCUCACCAGCCACACCUACCUCUGCAGCCAGGCCAGCGGAAACAACCUCAUCUGCCUCACCCCUGCCCACCCCUCCAACCAGGCUGAUACCUACUACAGAAACCCCUCAACCCUUGCCAACUCCCACUGUUCCCUCGACUUCGACUACCUCACCCUCUGUACAACAUCAACCAGCCACAAAAACAGCCAUACUCAUGGACUCAAAUGGACGGUUCCUUGACCCCUUAAAACUGUUUCCCACCCACAGAGUAGCAAAAUUCUGGUGCCCCACCACAGAAUCUGCUCUCAAAAUACUCUGCCCCUCCACUCUUUUGGACCCACAAAACAUCAUAAUUCAUACGGGAACAAACAACCUGAGAUCCAAGAGAGAGGCAGUGGCCAAGUCCAUAAAAACAGUGGCAGAGAAGGCCCAUGAAGAAUUCCCGACAGCAAACAUCAUCAUCUCAUCACUCCUCCACAGAAAAGACUUCCCCAAAGACUUGAUCAACAAGAUCAACCAAGACAUAUUGUCAUACUGCUCAAAAAUACCCAACACCCGCAUUGCCCAUCAUCCAUCUCUGUCUGAGGAUCAUCUCUUCGACCACGUACACCUAACCCGUGACGCAGUCAGACAACUGGCAAAAGACCUGAAAGACACAACUCUAGACAGAACUUCCCCACUUCUCCGACCCAAUCAGGCAAACCCACCCCGCGACAGACAACAGAAACCCAACCCCAAUGGAGUCCGGUCCACUCAUCGGCAGACUAACCAAGCCCAACGCAGCGAAACUCAUCCCAGCAGAACUCCGACCAAACCUGCCCCGACCACCAGAGCCCAGUCCAACAACACCAAGGCUAGCAGGACACAGUCCAACUGGGCUCAACCCAGGAGCACACAACCCAGCAUCCCGCAACCCAUUAAUAUAGGACCCAGCCAAGCUGAGCUGUGCCCUCACCCAAGGGCCAUCCACACCACCAGCGCUUAUAAAGACAACACUCUGCUGAACAGCUGCGACUGCUGUGGAGUCCCACAGCAAAAUCUAACAUACUCAGACAUUCUCCAAGGUAAAAACCACCCUGUCUAUACAGACAUUGGAGAGGGAGAGAACUCAGUUGGGGGGGCACACUGGCCUGUUUGGGCGUGCCUGGCCCCCUAUGGCCCGUCCUUGACGCCGACGCUGGAGGGACAUCUGUCAUUCAUUUUAACAACAAGCAGCGCAACUUCAAACAGCACAUCUGUAUUUUGCUGGUCACCGGCACAUUGA